AGCGUCCUUCUGCCGCCCAUAGAGGGCAGUCAAUACAAAUUCACGUGCGUCUUAUUUUCGUGAGGAGUAAUGGCUGCUGUGGCGCUCGUGCAGGGAGCGAGCAGAGGUCUGGGCUUAGAGUUCUGCAGAUAUCUACUCUUAAACAAAUCUCCAGCAGCCAUUAUAGCAACAUGCAGAAAUCCGGACGCCGCACAACAUCUAUCAGCGCUGAGCGCGCAGCACGCGGGGAGGAUGACUGUACUGAAACUGGAUGUCAACAGGGAAGAUGACGUCAAGAGAGCAGCUGAAAGUGUCAAAUCUGCCUUUGGGAAAGUGGAUUUGAUCAUUAAUUCUUCAGCUAUGCUUCAUCCGUCCGGUAAAGGAGAAACAAGUUUACGGGACGUGUCCGCUCAGGGAACCAUUUCCACUUUGGCCACAAAUACGGUGGGUCCUCUGGUGAUGGCCAAAUAUUUUGUCCCCUUGCUUCAGAAGGGAACAGGGGCGUUUGGCCAACAGCCCCUAGAGAAAGAGAAACAGCACAGUGGCAUCAUUGUGAACAUGACUGCUAGAGUGGGAUCUAUAGGAGACAAUGCUCUUGGAGGCUGGUACAGCUAUAGGAUGUCUAAAGCUGCCUUAAACAUGGCCACCAGAAACCUGUCUAUUGAGCUGGGUCGAGGACGAUCUAAAAUUGUGUGUGUAUCCCUGCAUCCUGGAACCGUGAAUACGGAUUUGUCUCGGCCCUACCAUCGAAACGUACAGAAGGACAAGCUGUUCAGCACUGAAUACUCUGUCCAGUGCCUUAUGAACAUAAUAGACACUCUAAACAUAGACAAAACAGGGAAAGCCUAUGCAUGGGACAGCAAUGAAAUACCUUGGUAAACAGUCAUGUCAAAAACAACAGCAUUGUGUCUACCUCAUUUUAAAAUAAGGUGGAAUAGAAAGCGACAAACAAAAUAGUGGCAAAACAUAUCAUCAGGCAAUGUAAAUCUAGAACAGAAAAUAAAUGUUUGUAUAUUAAGGAAACACUGGAUUUAAGAGUGACUGGUGGUUUACUCAAAAUUGUAGAAACAUACAUUGCAUUUCAGGAAGACUUGCGGAUGUCACAGCAGAUAAGAACUUAUAACAAAUUUCAUAAUGUCUUAAUGUCUUAAGAAUCCACUUGAAUUUUUGUUUGUGAUAUGAUAGUAUUCAUUUUUAGUAAUGUUUUAAAGUCUAUAUGCUUAGAUAAAAUGUUUAAUAAAUUACAUUUUUAAACAUU
Molecule: messenger RNA, 1237 nt
Organism: Ctenopharyngodon idella (grass carp)
Lineage: Eukaryota; Metazoa; Chordata; Actinopteri; Cypriniformes; Xenocyprididae
Exons: 3
Coding region: 70-858 (262 amino acids)
Source: RefSeq, a predicted model, not a curated record